Messenger RNA from Cavia porcellus (domestic guinea pig), 3668 nucleotides. It is a transcript of the gene Ikbkb, whose product is annotated as inhibitor of nuclear factor kappa B kinase subunit beta. The record is from RefSeq and is a predicted model, not a curated record. Gene Ontology annotation, molecular function: protein binding; ATP binding; IkappaB kinase activity. The coding region runs from base 45 to 2483 and encodes 812 amino acids. Gene Ontology annotation, biological process: peptidyl-serine phosphorylation; positive regulation of transcription by RNA polymerase II; tumor necrosis factor-mediated signaling pathway. Gene Ontology annotation, cellular component: cytoplasm; IkappaB kinase complex. Lineage: Eukaryota; Metazoa; Chordata; Mammalia; Rodentia; Caviidae. The transcript is spliced from 23 exons.
GCCGCGUGCCCUCCCGCCUGGCGGCGCCCGAGAGCCAGGGGCCCAUGAGUGGGGUUCUGGGCGCGGGCGCCUCUCGGGAGGGGCCGUGGUCAGCACCUGCGCGCCGCGGACGCGCGUGGCCGUGGGGCGUGAGCUGGGGCCCUUCCGGGAGUUUAGCAAACGACAGCAUGAGCUGGUCACCAUCCCUGCCCACGCAGACAUGUGGGGCCUGGGAAAUGAAGGAGCGGCUGGGGACCGGGGGUUUUGGAAACGUCAUCCGCUGGCAUAACCAGGAAACAGGUGAGCAGAUCGCCAUCAAGCAGUGCCGGCAGGAACUCAGCCCACGAAACCGGGAGCGCUGGUGCCUGGAAAUCCAGAUCAUGAGAAGGUUGAACCACCCCAAUGUGGUGGCCGCCCGGGAUGUCCCAGAGGGGAUGCAGAACCUGGCACCCAACGACUUGCCCCUGCUGGCCAUGGAGUACUGCCAAGGAGGAGACCUCCGGAAGUACCUGAACCAGUUUGAGAACUGCUGUGGCCUGCGGGAAGGAGCCAUCCUCACCCUGCUGAGUGACAUCGCAUCUGCACUUAGAUACCUUCACGAAAACAGAAUCAUCCAUCGGGAUCUAAAACCAGAAAACAUCGUUCUGCAGCAAGGAGAGCAAAGAUUAAUACACAAAAUUAUUGACCUAGGAUAUGCCAAGGAACUGGAUCAGGGCAGUCUUUGUACUUCAUUUGUGGGGACCCUGCAGUACCUGGCCCCUGAGCUACUGGAGCAGCAGAAGUACACAGUGACAGUGGACUACUGGAGCUUCGGCACCCUGGCCUUCGAGUGCAUCACUGGCUUCCGGCCUUUCCUCCCCAACUGGCAGCCAGUGCAGUGGCAUUCAAAAGUCCGGCAGAAGAGUGAGGUGGACAUCGUUGUUAGUGAAGACUUGAAUGGAGCAGUGAAGUUCUCAAGCUCUUUACCUUACCCCAACAAUCUAAACAGUGUGCUGGCAGAGCAACUGGAGAAGUGGUUGCAGCUGAUGCUUAUGUGGCACCCACGGCAGAGGGGCACGGACCCCCAGUAUGGGCCCAAUGGCUGCUUCCGGGCACUGGAUGACAUCUUAAACCUAAAGCUGGUUCAUAUCUUGAACAUGGUCACAGGCACCAUUCACACCUAUCCAGUGACAGAAGACGAGAGUCUGCAGAGCUUGAAGGCCAGAAUCCAGGAGGACACAGGGAUCCCAGAGAAUGACCAGGAGCUGCUACAGGAGGCAGGCCUGGCCUUGAUCCCUGACAAGCCUGCCACUCAGUGUAUUUCUGAUGGCAAGCCAAAUGAGGGCCGCACUUUGGACAUGGAUCUUGUGUUCCUCUUUGACAACAGUAAAGUCACCUAUGAAACUCAGAUCUCCCCACGACCCCAACCUGAAAGUGUCAGUUGCAUCCUUCAGGAGCCCAAGAGGAAUCUCCCUUUCUUCCAGCUGAGGAAAGUGUGGGGCCAGGUUUGGCACAGCGUCCAGACCCUGAAGGAGGACUGCAACCGGCUGCAGCAGGGACAGCGAGCUGCCAUGAUGAAUCUCCUCCGGAAUAACAGCUGCCUCUCCAAAAUGAAGAAUGCGAUGGCCUCCAUGUCUCAGCAGCUCAAGGCCAAGUUGGAUUUCUUUAAAACCAGCAUCCAGAUCGACCUGGAGAAGUACAGUGAGCAGACGGAGUUUGGGAUCACAUCUGAUAAACUGCUGCUGGCCUGGAAGGAGAUGGAACAGAAAGUGGAGCUGUGUGGGCGGGAGAACGAAGUGAAGUGUCUGGUGGAGCGGAUGAUGGCCCUGCAGACUGAUAUUGUGGACUUGCAGAGGAGCCCAAUGGGGCGAAAGCAGGGCGGCACACUGGAUGACCUAGAGGAGCAAGCAAGAGAGCUCUACAGGAGAUUAAGGGAAAAGCCAAGAGACCAGAGAACAGAUGGUGACAGUCAGGAAAUGGUGCGGUUACUACUUCAGGCCAUUCAAGGCUUUGAGAAGAAAGUGCGAGUGAUUUACACACAGCUGAGUAAAACUGUGGUUUGUAAGCAGAAGGCCCUGGAGUUGCUGCCCAAGGUGGAAGAGGUGGUGAGUCUGAUGAACGAGGAUGAGAAGACAGUGGUCCAGCUCCAGGAGAAGCGACAAAAGGAGCUCUGGAACCUCCUGAAGAUCGCCUGUAGCAAGGUCCGUGGCCCUGUCAGUGGAAGCCCAGAUAGCAUGAACAUGUCUCGGCUCAGCCACUCUGGUCAGCUGCUGUCCCAGCCUUCCACUGCCUCUGACAGUAGCCCUGAGCCAGCCAAGAAAAGUAAUGCUCAUGACUGGAUUUUGGCUUCUCAGAAGUACUUAAUCAGUGAGGAGCUUGUGGCCGAAGCGCACUCCCUGUGCUCCCAGCUGGAGAGCACCAUGCAGGACACCAUGAAGGAGAAGGACCAGAGCCUCAUGACUCUGGACUGGAGCUGGUUACACACAGAGGACGAGGAACAGAUUGCCCUGGAGCAGGCCUUGUGAGCGAGGCUUCCACACCAGGUCCGUGGCUCUCCCACGGUGGCUGCUGUUGCAGCAACGUCCCAGCACUCUAGCAGCUGGAUGGAGGUCUGUCAUCCUUGCAGCUGCAACGUUCGCCAUGGCCCAGAGCGUGACAUCUCUGCAGGCAAUGCUGGUGCCCUGCGUGCACACUGGAAGUCUGCUGUGGCCCCGUGUGAUCAGGGAAACAGAGCCCCACAGCUGCCUUCUCUGCUGUGAAUAAAGACCUCCGAUGUGGUUUGCCACAGAGACUGCCAGACAGAAGUCUGCCUUGAAUGUUUCGGGACAGCUGAGAUGACAGCUGGUGCCAGCUUGUCCUCACCUGUCCUCUCCUUAACUCUAGAGAGGCCUUCACCUGUCGCCUCACUCGUCUUUUAGCCAUCUGGAUUCAGCUUCUGUUCAACAGAUGUUUUAAUCAUAGGCCUGACCUGGCCACAUCCUUUCUUCCACUCUUUACUUAACUACUGCUAAAGUUUUAUUUUUAUCUACUACGUUGGUGGUCAUCCCCUUCGGCAGGGUUGUACAGUGAUGCCAAGCUUGCUGCUGUCUGCGUCCAUUCGCCAGACUGACUCACUGGAGCCAGCCAUUUGCCUGGGCGUCACUGCCACACAGAAGGGAAGAAGCAAAGUGCCUGUCAGCCACCAGCCUGCUGCCACUGCCCACCUCUGCCUAGGCAAACACCUCUAUGCGCGCCUGCGGUGGGACAGGUGUUUCUGCCUUUCAUGUCAUCCAGAAGUUUUAUUAAAUUGGCUGUUUUUACAAGUAGUUUCUAUAUUUUUUUAAGAGGACUCAAGUGUUACUUACACAGGAUGCUGCAGUCCACUUUUAUAACUGUGGUUAGGGCUUCUGAACUUACAGUUCAUCAAAAUGAGACAUUCUGUAAAAUUCAACAGUACCUGAAUCAGUCACAAUGCAGUCACAUUACUUCCUCCAUACUUCACAAAACUUUUUAAAAUAUAUGGACAGAGUAAGAAAGCAAAACUAGUGGACGUAAUCACAGAUAGGUAACAUAUGCUUAGAGAAGAAAGUUGGAAAGUGGCUUCCAUGGAGAUAGCAUGAAGCAGUCCCUGGUGAAGUAAGUUUAGAAAAUGCCGCCUACAUCCAUGCUUGGAGAAUCAUACUGGUAACCUGUCUGAAAAGGCUUAUAAUAAAAUGGCUUAAUUUAUGUAA